This is a messenger RNA of Drosophila takahashii, 652 nucleotides long. RefSeq names its product Brother (gene Bro). The record is from RefSeq and is a predicted model, not a curated record. Lineage: Eukaryota; Metazoa; Arthropoda; Insecta; Diptera; Drosophilidae. Gene Ontology annotation, molecular function: sequence-specific DNA binding; transcription coactivator activity. Gene Ontology annotation, cellular component: nucleus; core-binding factor complex. Gene Ontology annotation, biological process: regulation of transcription by RNA polymerase II.
AUGCAUCACCAUCAGAAUCUCGGAGACGCUGCCGCCUUGAAUGGGAUGCUCCCGCCCUACGAAGCCAUGGCCAUGUACGAGCAGCCCAAGCCUCGAUUCAUCUUCAAGAUGCCGCGGGUGGUGCCCGAUCAGAGAUCCAAAUUCGAGAGCGACGAGCUCUUCCGCCGGCUCAGCCGGGAAAGCGAGGUGCGCUACACGGGCUACAGGGAACGGGCGGCGGAGGAGCGACGGAUGAGGUUCGUCAACGACUGCCGCAAGGGCUAUGCGGAGAUCUCGAUGGUGGCCUCCGGCACCAACCUGCAGCUCUACUUCAACGCCAACCACAAUCCCUAUGCCCAGGAGCAGGAAUGCGACUUUGAGCGGGAGCGGGGCAAAGUUCAUCUGCGUUCCAACUUUAUUAUGAACGGUGUGUGUGUUCGAUUCCGCGGCUGGGUGGAUCUGGAUCGACUGGAUGGCGUGGCCAGUCUGGAGUUCGACGAACAACGAGCCCAGCAGGAGGAUGCCCAGCUGCAGGAGCAGAUCCAAAGCUACAACCAACGGAUGGCGGAGUCUAAGAGGAUCUACCACACUCCACAGACUCCACCCGAGGAUCACCACCGCAGGGGAGGACCUGGUAUGCCAGGUGGACCAAUGGGUUGGUAGUGGUAUAUAA